CCUAGAAAAAGUGAGCGUUGGUUUGGGUAGAAUAUAAAUAUCCUGUUGGUGUAUUUUGUUGUUCCAGUGAAGAAAUGCUUGCAGACAUGUUGAAUCCAACCCCAAUGGAUACACUAUCAAUUGGGGAGAUGCAGAAACCAUUUUACCCAGCUGCCGACAAUGAACAGCAACUAUUUUUUUGCAUUUCUUCGAAUGGUUACUAUGGCUAUCAGCCGGUAAGGGGUGAAAACGUGCCAGAGCCCAUGCACAUUGACGAUUCGGAUAAAACGUGCCUCGAACCAUGCCGCGGGGUUAAAAGGAAACUAGCCACUGAUUCAGAAAUAACUACCACAUGGAAGAGAAAGUGCCAUUAUGAACCGCCAAUGCCACCUGUAGAGUCUUCACCUUGUCUAAAGUCAUCACCAACGAAACGGUAUUUGGAAGAGGAUCUUUUAAGGGAAACACAUGGUUGCAGUUACUACCAUUGGGUUGCCAGUUUGUAGCUAUUUUGUGACUCAAUAUCGAAUUGCUACUAAUUACUAAUUUAGUUUGAUAAGUGUAUUCGUGUUUUUAUAUGUUCUAGAACUGAAAUAAACUUAAACUAGUUUCUC
Molecule: messenger RNA, 590 nt
Organism: Dendroctonus ponderosae (mountain pine beetle)
Lineage: Eukaryota; Metazoa; Arthropoda; Insecta; Coleoptera; Curculionidae
Exons: 2
Coding region: 75-482 (135 amino acids)
Source: RefSeq, a predicted model, not a curated record